Messenger RNA from Camelina sativa (false flax), 1814 nucleotides. RefSeq lists its product as uncharacterized. The record is from RefSeq and is a predicted model, not a curated record. NCBI's taxonomy places the organism in Eukaryota, Viridiplantae, Streptophyta, Magnoliopsida, Brassicales, Brassicaceae.
CCCAUAAUUAAAUCACAUAUCAACACAUAAAAAGAAAGAAAAGCCAAAUUGCUUCAAGAUUCGAUUCAUACUCCUUAAUUAGUCUUUUCCUCGAUUCUUUCUCCAAUCUUCUAUUACAAAACAACACACAUUUGUGCUUCAACAACAGAAAGAAACAAAAUGCAGAUGAAUAACAACGAAGAACGACGACAUAACACGGUACUGUCGUCGUUCCCUGGGAAAGGCAUCAUGAAAGCAACUGUUUUCAUCGUCGUUUCUCUAUUCAUUUCAGCUGCCCUCUUAGACUUCUUGGGCUUUCACGACUUUAAUGUUCUUGCAGGUUCCAAGCUAAUAACAAAGAAACACCAACCUACAUUUCCAUACCAAUGCGACGCCGUACAGAACCAAUCACAUCAAACUCAGUAUCAUUACUACUAUCAGAAGAAUAAUAGCGGCUCGAGAUUAAAUCCAAACCGUUCAAAACAACAAUCCACGUGUCCUUCUUAUUUCCGUUGGAUCCACGAGGAUCUACGGCCGUGGAAAGAAACGGGGAUAACGAAAAGGAUGGUCGAAGAAGCGAGCAGGACGGCGCAUUUUAGAUUGGUCAUACGUAACGGGAAAGCGUACGUUAAGAGAUAUAGGAAGUCAAUCCAAACACGAGACGAUUUUACUCUGUGGGGAAUCCUACAGUUGUUACGGAGGUACCCUGGGAGAUUACCUGAUCUCGACCUUAUGUUCGACGCUGAUGAUCGUCCCGUCGUCCGAUCUGAUGACUUUAUAGGUCAACCAGACAAGGAACCACCUCCAGUUUUCCGUUACUGUUCUGAUGACGCCAGCUUGGACAUUGUCUUCCCUGAUUGGUCCUUCUGGGGCUGGGCUGAAGUGAACGUGAAGCCAUGGGAUGAAUCGCUCGAGGCGAUAAAAGAAGGGAACAAUAUAACGCAAUGGGAGGAUCGCGUGGCGUACGCUUAUUGGAGAGGCAAUCCUUAUGUUGAUCCUACGAGAGGAGAUCUUCUCAAGUGUAAUGUUUCAGAACAUGAAGAGUGGAAUACUCGUCUCUAUAUUCAGGAUUGGGAUAAGGAAACAAAAGAAGGAUACAAGAACUCCAAACUAGAGAACCAGUGCACCCACAGAUACAAGAUAUAUAUAGAAGGAUGGGCAUGGUCGGUUAGUGAGAAAUACAUAAUGGCAUGCGACUCAAUGACAUUAUAUGUAAAACCUAGAUUCUACGAUUUCUAUAUACGAGGAAUGAUGCCAUUGCAACACUAUUGGCCAAUAAGAGACGACUCAAAGUGUACUUCUCUGAAAUUCGCCGUACAUUGGGGGAAUACCCAUGUGGACAAGGCUCGUGAGAUAGGAGAGAUGGGGAGUAGAUUUAUAAGAGAGGAGGUGAAUAUGAAGUAUGUGUAUGACUACAUGUUUCAUUUACUCAAAGAGUAUGCGAAGCUCUUGAAGUUUAAGCCUGAGAUUCCUUUAGAUGCCGAAGAGAUCACGCCCGAUAGUAUGGGAUGUGCCGCGACGGAACGGUGGAGAGAUUUCAUGGCUGAGUCUAUGGUAACGUCUCCAAGUGAAGAAUCCCCUUGUGGGAUGCUUCCUCCUUAUGACCCUCUAGUUUUACAAGAGGUUCUUGAGAGAAAAACUAAUUUAACACGUCAAGUUGACUUAUGGGAGGACCAAUACUUUCAAGAUCUUACCAAGAAGAACCCUUAAUUUUUUUUUGUUGUAAAUAGCAAAAUCGAAUUAAAUUACGAGCUAGCUAGUUACAAACGAGAUUUGAUUGUAGAAAACAAACUAUGAUUUUCGUCGAACUCCUAAUAUUGAUUUUGGUCUCCUAA